AUGCCUGUGCAGUCAAGGAGGUUACCAAAGUUGCAGACAGAGAGGAAGAAGAAGAGGCUGAGGUUUGCUCUCAUCAUCUGCUGUGUGCUGCUGAUAUUAGCCAUCCUGGCACUGGCAUUACACUACAUUGUAAGACAUGUAAAUUUCAAGUUUUACUUCUGCGCUCAGUCACUCAAGUUUAUUCCUAUUGAAAAUGCAUGUGAUGGGAAGUUUGAAUGUGAAGCUGGAGAGGACGAGCUCAACUGUGUGUCCAGGGUGAAGGUCAACACUACGUAUCCAGUGAGGUUGAUGGGUGAGAAUCUGAUUCUGCAAGUUUUAGUUCAUGACGAAACCUGGAGCACUGUAUGUGCGGACGACUGGAAAUCCCAACACACCCGAUUAGCCUGCCAGCAACUGGGUUACACACUCAGUACCCCACGGAGUAUACAAGUCCCUGUGAGGAGUCUACAUCCUGAUCUACAGACUGCAUUCAGUGUCCUCAAUAACAAAGGCCAGGAAACAAGUGAAAACAUCCAGAGUUUACUCACUAUGAGAGAUGAAUGCUCCUCCGGCUCUGUAAUCUCAGUGUCUUGCUCAGACUGUGGUGAGGUGGUCGGUGAAGAUCAGAUCAUUGGUGGUAUGGACACUACAAUAGAGAUGUGGCCAUGGCAAGUUAGUUUGCACUGGGACAUGCAGCAUCUGUGUGGAGGAUCACUAAUCUCAACACGAUGGAUAAUCAGCGCUGCUCACUGCUUCACUGGAAAAGCCAAAGGACUGGGCCAGUGGAGUGUGCUUUUAGGCCAAACCUAUAGGACCUCAUCUGGGGCUGUGUCUGUGAAAAGCAUCCUGUUAAACGAAGCCCAUGACUCGGUGUCACGUGACUAUGAUAUUGCCAUGGUCCAACUUGCCACUGAUGUUCUUCUUGGAGACACCAUCCAUCCUGUCUGCCUGCCCCCACUGCCGAACGCCACCCCAACUACUGAGCCAUACUGA
Neoarius graeffei (lesser salmon catfish) is the source of this 972-nucleotide messenger RNA. RefSeq names its product transmembrane protease serine 4-like. Gene Ontology annotation, molecular function: serine-type endopeptidase activity; protein binding. The transcript has 3 exons. Gene Ontology annotation, biological process: proteolysis. Gene Ontology annotation, cellular component: membrane. Bases 1 to 972 code for a protein of 323 amino acids. The record is from RefSeq and is a predicted model, not a curated record. NCBI's taxonomy places the organism in Eukaryota, Metazoa, Chordata, Actinopteri, Siluriformes, Ariidae.